Messenger RNA from Branchiostoma belcheri (Belcher's lancelet), 344 nucleotides. RefSeq lists its product as uncharacterized. The transcript has 2 exons. Gene Ontology annotation, cellular component: plasma membrane. Gene Ontology annotation, biological process: adenylate cyclase-activating G protein-coupled receptor signaling pathway; inflammatory response; positive regulation of cytosolic calcium ion concentration. The record is from RefSeq and is a predicted model, not a curated record. The coding region runs from base 27 to 344 and encodes 105 amino acids. Lineage: Eukaryota; Metazoa; Chordata; Leptocardii; Amphioxiformes; Branchiostomatidae.
CGGUGUGCAGUGUUCAGAGUCAGGAUAUGGAGUACAAGGAGACACACAUGCAGGUUCAGUUUACAAAGUUGACCGUGUCUGUAGCCGUGGGACUCACCAUGUGCUGGCUGCUAUUUGCUAUUCGGAUCCUGACCAAUCAGCUGGGAGUAUGGAUGGAUGACGACAUAGACUUCAUCGCCGCCCGGCUGAUGACGUUUAACAGCGUCAUCAACCCGCUGCUCUACAUCGCCAUCUGCAAACCCUACCGCAAGGGAUGCUGGGUCAUCCUCAGAAACAUCGUGCACUACCUGACCUGUACCAGUGUGAAGAAGAUGGACAUGACUCUUGCCGAGGCUGUCGCCUGA